AUGUCAGUACCGCUGUCUUCCAAGGAGCAGUCCCUGUUCAAGCAGGUCGUCCAGCUCUACGAGUCCAAGCAAUACAAGAGGGUCUUGAAGAAGGUCCCCAACCAUGGCGACACGCAGGCCAUGAAGGCCCUGAUUCUCAACUCUCAAGGCAAGACCGAAGAGGCCUUUGAUCUGGCCAAGCUCGCCCUCAAAAAUGCCAUGAAGUCCAAUGUCUGCUGGCACGUCUAUGGAUUGUUGUACCGCUCCGUCAAGAACUACGAUGAGGCAAUCAAGGCCUACAAGUUUGCCUUGCGCCUCGACCCCGACUCGCGCCAGAUUCAGCGCGACCUUUCUCUCCUCCAGGCCCAGACUCGUGACUGGAAGGGUCUCGUCGACAGUCGCAGAACCAUGCUGACCGCUUCCUCGGGCGUUCGUGCCAACUGGACUGCCAUGGCUAUUGCUCACCACAUGGCUGGCGACUACCAAGCUGCCGAGAAGGUCUUGACCAUGUACGAAGAGACGCUCAAGGUUCCCCCACCACCAACCGAUCUCGAGCACCACGAAGCCGUCUUGUACAAGAACACCAUCAUUGCCGAGUCUGGCGACUACGAACGUGCCCUCAAGGGCCUCAAGGCCAUCUACAAGUCCAACCCCGAUAGAACCGCCGUUAUGGAAUUGAGAGCAGAGUACCUGUUGAAGCUGGAUCGUAAAGAGGAGGCUGAGAAGGCAUACCGCAACUUGCUCGAAAGAAACGCCGAGAGACGCGCCUACUAUGAUGGCUUGGAGAAGUGUCUCGGUCUGGACAGAAACGAUCCCGCCGCACACAAGCAAUUGCUGGAUCUACGUGUGCCACUCGAUUUCCUACAGGGCGACGCUUUCCGCGAGGCCGCUGACGCCUACCUUACAAGAGUCUUCCGCAAGGGCGUGCCCUCAACCUUUGCCAACGUCAAGGCCCUCUACAACGACGAGUCCAAGAAACAGACCAUUGAACAGCUAGUCCUCGGUUACGUUUCCCAGAACAACGAGGAAAAUGGCAAGAACUGGGAUCUUGCCGUAAACUACUUCCUCGCACAACACUACGAUUACCACCUCUGCCGCAACCUCGAAAAGGCCUCUGAAUACAUCGAAAAGACCAUCUCUCUCAACACCAACCCUCAAGAUUACACCUUCCACCUCACAAAAGCUAGAAUCACAAAACACUCUGACCGCUACAUCAACACAAAAUGUGCAAAAUACCAACUACGAAACAACCAAAACGACACUGCUAUUGAGACCAUGGGCCUCUUCACCCGCAAGGAAGCCAACGGCGGUCCUCUGGGUGAUUUGCUCGAUAUGCAAUGCAUGUGGUACCUCUACGAAGACGGCGAGGCCUACAAGCGCCAGAACAAGCUGGGACUGGCGCUCAAACGCUUCAAGUCGAUCCACGACAUUUUCGACGUGUGGUACGAGGAUCAAUUCGACUUCCACAGUUUCUCUCUGCGCAAGGGUAUGAUUCGCGCAUAUGUCGACAUGAUCCGCUGGGAGGAUCACUUGCGCCAACACCCCUUCUACUCGAGAGCCGCAUAUUCAGCCAUUGACAUUUACGUCAAGCUUUUCGAUGACCCGAACUAUGGCUCCACAAAUGGCGACCUCAGCGAUGCAGACAAGAAGAAGGCAGAAAAGAAGGCACGCAAGGAGAAGGAAAAGGCAGAGGCAGACAAGAAGGCCGCCGCAGCCGCAAAAGCAACCGCUACCUCGGAAGAGGUGGUCAAGAAGGAGGACACAGACCCGCAAGGCGACGAGUUGCUCAAGACCAAGGACCCACUUGCCGAAGCCAUGAAGUACUUGUCACCUCUGCUCGAGCAAAGCCCUCUGAACAUCAAGUCCCAACAAGCAGGUUUCGAAGUCUUUGUUCGCAGGGAAAAGUACCUUCCUGCUUUGAAGUGCUUGGUCGCUGCUUCCAAGAUUGAUGCUGGUGAUGCUACGGUGAAGGAGCAGACUGCCCGUCUGCGCAAAACACUGUCUGAGCUCAAGGAGCCUCUACCGGAGAAGAUCAAGGAGGUCAUUGAUGCCGAGUUGGCCACGCUACCAUAG
Molecule: messenger RNA, 2052 nt
Organism: Aureobasidium musti
Lineage: Eukaryota; Fungi; Ascomycota; Dothideomycetes; Dothideales; Saccotheciaceae
Source: the annotation of a GenBank genome assembly